AUGAGUGAAUACAACAUCUGUAAUAACUUUAUUUAUAUUUAAAAAAAAAUUAAACUAAUACAAUUUAUGUAUUUCAUUGAAAUUUUGUUGAUUUAAAAAAAAAUUUAUUUAUUUAAAAAAAAAAAUUUGACUUGAAUAACGCUACGAAAAUCCAACAAAAAUGCAAAGAGUCAAAGUCUAUGUAGAUGUCGAGAAUACUGUACCAGACAGGAAACCACGACAGAAAAACAUUGAAAGGCAAGCUUUAGGAGAAAUAAAAAAUACUAUCCUUACAAGAAGCAAAUAUUUAGAACUGAAACAGGGCAUAAAGAAAAUAAAUAUAAAAGACCAACCUAAGCAGAAAACAAAGAGGUCUAUCAUUACUAAAAAGGCAUCCUGUAAGAAAGUAGAAUCCAACGAUGAAACAAACAAAUCACCCCAAAUCACGAGAAGGCGGAGGCUUUCAAGUCUUUUUAGAGUAAGUGAGUACGCCAAUGAUAUUUACAAAUAUCUGCAAAGGAUAGAGGACAAGUAUCCUAUCAGUAGUAAUGCAUGGAUGGAGAUUAGAUUCGGAGAGAAUACACGGUUCGCCCUCGUGGACUGGUUGGUUGAGAUCAAUGAACAUUUCCAAUUCGUUCAUGAAACUUUUCAACUGUGCAUAUCAAUAAUAGACAGGUACAUUCAAGAAGAUUAUUCUUUGAACAAGAGGAAGGAUUUACAAUUGAUAGCGCUAGCAGGAGUUUUCAUCGCUUCAAAAUAUGAAGAAAUAAUCCCAUUGGAAAUAAACGACCUGCUGUAUGUCUGCGACUCUUCAUUAUCAACUGACGAAAUCUUGAAAAUGGAAAUGAAAAUUGUGACAGAUAUGCAAUGCAGCUUUGGUCGGCCAGUACCGGCUCACUUCGUUAGAAGAUAUUCCAAUGUUGCAAAGGCGACAAAUGUAGAACAGGCGUGUGCGUUUUACCUCACCGACGUCGCUCUCAUGUCAUACAAAUUGUGCUACAUGAAACCUUCAAUCAUCGCAGCUUCUGCAUUGUACAUAGCUAUGUGCGUUUCGAAUGGAGAAGUAGACCAGAGUCUAUGGAGUCUGACUUUGAUCAAAUAUUCAACUUAUCACGUACAAGAUUUAAAAGAUUGUUUGAAAACACUUGCCAAGUGUCUAAAGAAGACAAAGUCAUCCAGAUAUCAGGCCAUAGAGAAAAAGUAUUCCAAACAAGAAUAUUUCAACGUCAGUCAAAUUACUGAGCUGCAAACAGUCAUAGACGCACUGGCCCAGUAACGCUUAUCUAGAAUCGAAAUGGCACGAUGAAUGAAAAAGCAAAAAGAGAAACAUUGACCCUUAUCAUAUCACAUAGUGCUAAAAGGGAUACACUAACCCUUAUCAUAGGAAGUAGCGCAAAAGGAGAAUUCCUUAUCAUAGAAAGUAGCGCAAAAGGAGGUACAUUAAUUCAUAUCAUAGCAAGUAGCGCAAAAUGAGAAAUCCUUACAAUUGCAAGUAGCGCAAAAGGAGAAACACUAACCCUUAUCAUAGAUGGUAGAAAAAGAAUGCAUAGGGUAUUAGAGGGAAAACGGAAAUAAGAGUAGAAUAUAGAAUAAAAAUAUUUUAAAUA
This is a messenger RNA of Nezara viridula (southern green stink bug), 1586 nucleotides long. The record is from the annotation of a GenBank genome assembly. NCBI's taxonomy places the organism in Eukaryota, Metazoa, Arthropoda, Insecta, Hemiptera, Pentatomidae.